Molecule: messenger RNA, 2405 nt
Organism: Cyclopterus lumpus (lumpfish)
Lineage: Eukaryota; Metazoa; Chordata; Actinopteri; Perciformes; Cyclopteridae
Gene: hspa8
Product: heat shock protein 8
Exons: 9
Coding region: 201-2156 (651 amino acids)
Biological process (GO): protein refolding; vesicle-mediated transport; cellular response to unfolded protein
Cellular component (GO): cytosol; cytoplasm; plasma membrane
Molecular function (GO): ATP hydrolysis activity; misfolded protein binding; ATP binding
Source: RefSeq, a predicted model, not a curated record
AUACUACGGGUUAUUGGUGGACCGUUCGGUACAGACUCCAAGCCUCGGCGUCUCAUUGGCUGCCUUGCCGAUCAUAUAUAAAGCUCCGAUAACGGUAGCUCCUCUCAUGUCAUUCUCAUACCGGCAAGGACAAGCAAGCCUCGCCGCUGCCCAUUCCAACACAGCACUUUAAGUCACAUUUGACUCAUCAAUUCGGAAAAAUGUCCAAGGGACCAGCAGUUGGUAUUGAUCUUGGGACCACCUACUCCUGUGUUGGUGUGUUCCAGCAUGGCAAAGUUGAAAUCAUCGCCAAUGACCAGGGCAACAGGACCACACCCAGCUAUGUGGCCUUCACAGAUUCAGAGAGGCUGAUCGGAGAUUCAGCCAAGAAUCAGGUUGCCAUGAACCCCACCAACACAGUUUUUGAUGCCAAACGACUGAUUGGUCGCAGGUUUGACGACGCCGUUGUGCAGUUGGAUAUGAAGCACUGGCCAUUUGAUGUCAUCAAUGACAACACUCGCCCUAAGGUUCAAGUUGAGUACAAGGGAGAGUCAAAGUCUUUCUACCCAGAGGAAGUCUCGUCUAUGGUGCUGACAAAGAUGAAGGAGAUUGCUGAAGCCUACCUCGGGAAAACGGUCAACAAUGCUGUAAUUACGGUACCUGCCUACUUCAACGACUCUCAGCGACAGGCUACUAAGGAUGCUGGGACAAUCUCUGGCCUCAAUGUCCUGCGUAUCAUCAAUGAACCAACUGCUGCUGCCAUCGCCUAUGGGUUGGACAAGAAGGUUGGUGCUGAAAGGAACGUCCUCAUCUUUGAUCUUGGUGGUGGCACCUUUGAUGUGUCCAUCUUGACUAUUGAGGAUGGCAUCUUUGAGGUAAAGUCCACUGCUGGAGAUACACAUCUUGGAGGGGAAGAUUUUGACAGCCGCAUGGUCAACCACUUCAUUGCUGAGUUCAAGCGCAAGUACAAGAAGGACAUUAGCGACAACAAGAGAGCCGUCCGUCGUCUGCGCACGGCCUGCGAACGGGCGAAGCGCACCCUGUCUUCCAGCACCCAGGCCAGCAUAGAAAUCGACUCUUUGUAUGAGGGAGUCGAUUUCUACACCUCAAUCACCAGGGCUCGUUUUGAGGAGCUCAACGCUGACCUCUUCCGCGGCACCUUGGACCCUGUGGAGAAGUCACUCCGUGACGCAAAGAUGGAUAAGGGGCAGAUACAUGACAUUGUGUUGGUCGGUGGCUCAACCCGUAUCCCCAAGAUCCAGAAGCUGCUCCAGGAUUUCUUCAAUGGAAAAGAGCUCAACAAGAGCAUCAAUCCAGAUGAGGCUGUGGCUUACGGAGCUGCUGUCCAGGCUGCCAUCCUGUCUGGGGACAAGUCUGAAAAUGUCCAGGACCUGCUGCUGCUUGACGUCACCCCUCUGUCCCUGGGUAUUGAGACUGCUGGAGGUGUCAUGACUGUCCUGAUCAAACGAAACACCACCAUUCCUACAAAGCAGACUCAGACCUUCACUACCUACUCAGACAACCAGCCCGGUGUGCUCAUCCAGGUGUACGAGGGUGAGCGUGCCAUGACCAGAGACAACAACCUGCUGGGCAAGUUUGAGCUGACGGGCAUCCCUCCUGCUCCCCGUGGUGUUCCCCAAAUUGAGGUGACAUUUGACAUUGAUGCCAAUGGCAUCAUGAAUGUCUCUGCUGUAGACAAGAGCACUGGCAAAGAGAACAAGAUCACAAUCACCAAUGACAAGGGUCGCCUCAGCAAGGAGGACAUUGAACGCAUGGUCCAGGAAGCUGAGAAGUACAAGACUGAAGACGAUGUUCAACGUGACAAGGUGUCUUCUAAGAAUGCCCUGGAGUCGUAUGCCUUCAACAUGAAGUCCACGGUGGAGGAUGAAAAGCUUGCUGGCAAGAUCAGUGACGACGACAAAACAAAGAUUUUGGACAAGUGCAAAGAGGUCAUCAGCUGGCUGGACAAGAACCAGACUGCCGAGAGGGAAGAGUAUGAGCAUCAACAGAAAGAGCUGGAGAAGGUGUGCAACCCCAUCGUCACAAAGCUAUACCAGAGUGCUGGUGGUAUGCCAGAAGGCAUGGCUGGUGGCUUCCCUGGAACUGGUGGUGCCGCACCUGGUGGUGGUGGUGGUGGUGGUGGAUCCUCCGGACCAACCAUCGAGGAGGUUGACUAAACAGUCGAACAUCAGCCGCUACUCCUGGAUGUUUUCUAAGAAAGUAACCCUCUUUUUGCACAAUUGCAAUAAGCUAAAAGAGUGUAAUUAAAGACAAACGGGUUCAUGGAUCACACUUAUUGCAUGGUUUGGGACAACUGGGAACAACUUGUUUGCACAAUUGAGCUGUUGGUUAAUGCGUGUGUGGUAAAUUGUUUUUGUACACUGAGAUGCCACUGCUGUGACAAUAAAACAAUCUUGUUAACCCUC